CGUGUGUGGGUGCGGAGAUCGCCGUUGCCCGGGCUCUUUGUUUGGAGCUGUCGCCCCGCGCUGUGUAUGAGAUUCAGCUUUUAACCGCAAGUCAAACAAAAACAGGGCCCGUAGGGAGAUGUAACUUGUAAAAUAGCGAAAGUAUCAGGAAUCUUGACUGUGACGCGGACAAGACUGCCAGGCUCUCUAGGGUGCAGGAGCAGCCCAGCCAUCUGGGGCUCCCCAGGCUUUCAGGAGACAAGGGGCGCACACCCCCACAGACGUACCCUUGCCGUGCUCCCCUCUGACACUGGUGUGUUGCCCUUGAGGGAAAAGAGCCUCUCUUUUUAUGAGGCAGGGUUUAAAGGCGGCGGGGCCAGGCGGCAACGUGGAGUUCGCCGCAGGGGCCGUGUUCUCCUGCCCUGCUCUGCCCUUUGCAGAUAAGGAUGGCGCCUGCUGAGGAGCCGGGUGCCUCCCUUGGAGCAGGCGGACUGUGAGCUUUGACCCGGCACUGGGCAGAGGCGCGUGCGGCGCCGGGGGGACAGCAGGACCCCUGUCAAACAGGCGGUGGUGUCUUACACGAGCACGGGCGUUUGACGCCGUCUUUUUCUCAUGCUGUUGCGGGACCUGCGUGUCCAUUGCAACCCUCCUUUCUCCAGAAAAAUGAUCCCGAACGUGUGCUACGCUGCGUGGAGGAUUUUUUUUUUUAAAAAAUCCGUCCAGGAACGACCGCUCUGGUGGGGCGUAGGGUCGCCUGUGUCCAGGAGCGUGAGGAGCAGUCUGCGUGUAGCGCACGUGUCGCACAACCGCUUGGUCUGACUUCUGUUCUGCGGCGACCCUGCUGGGGGCUCCUCGGCUGCACGCUCUUCAGGGUGUUGGCGGCGGUUUCCUUGGUAGAAAAAAUUAAAUGCUAAAGAGGAAAUGGGCCAGUAAAGCCGCUGCAGAAAUGCUAAGAGGACCGUUACAGCUGAUCAAAGUAAUGAAAACUUGUAAGUCAGAAUUUCUACCUGUGAGCAGUGAUAUUUCCAUGGUUGUAUAACACUGCUGCCUAAUAGGCGUAACAGCCUUUAUCUGUGAGGAGGUGAUGUCUGAUGUAAGGGGCUACAGCCCCGACCUGCCGUGCCAACUCAGUUGAUCAAGGACUCAACUGACACCAAUGCUUUUUUCCUCUAGAAGAAGCCAAUGCAUGGCUGUUUUAAAGUUUUUAAUUAUUACUGGUGUGUGGAGUUCCUUGCUGCAAUCUCCUGAGUCGUCUGUGAAGAGACUUUACAGAGCAAUACAGGCAUAAAACAGAGAAGAUGCUAAGUGGAGUUUAUUUAAACAGGGGUGUGAUAGCUUACAUCAGCUCUUCAAGCUCGGCAUCUAGCCCAGCCUCAUGUCACAGCGAGAGCUCAGACAGCGGUUUCCAGUCGUCCUCUUCGCCUGUACCAUCUUCUCCGAACAGCUCCUCCUCGGAAGGCGGCUGCAACAGUCGGAGCAGUGAGGGCUCUGACGGGGCACCGAAGAGCGAUCGGCUGGAGGAGACUAUUAAAACAAACCAGUCGAGUGUUGCUGGUUUGACAAAAGGCCAUAAUGGAGUCACAAAAUUUAAUGGCAUGGUUCUUCUUUGCAAAGUCUGUGGAGAUGUCGCUUCAGGAUUUCAUUAUGGUGUUCAUGCCUGUGAGGGCUGCAAGGGUUUUUUCAGAAGAAGCAUUCAGCAAAACAUCCAGUAUAAGAAGUGCUUGAAGAAUAACAACUGUUCUAUAAUGAGAAUGAAUAGGAACAGAUGCCAGCAGUGUCGUUUCAAAAAAUGCCUGUCUGUUGGGAUGUCAAGAGAUGCUGUUCGAUUUGGCCGUAUUCCCAAACGUGAAAAACAGAGGAUGCUGAUUGAAAUGCAGAGUGCCAUGAAAACCAUGAUGAACAGCCAGUUCAGCGGUCACUUACCCAAUGAAGCAUUAACAGAACAUCAAGAUCAAGCACCUCAAGAAGACCUUUCCUCCAAGCCCAAACAAGAGCGGGAAACCAUCAAAAGCCCUUCUCCCCCUCCUAGCACUGACAUGGCUAAGGAAGAAGUGAUCGGUAUGGUCACUAGGGCCCACAAAGACACUUUCAUGUACAACCAAGAACAGUCCCAAAACCCAGCGGAGAUGAUGCAGUCCCAGAGUGGGGAGAGAGUGUCAAAGAACACUGAGCAGUACAUCUUGAGCAGUGAGCACUGUGUUGGUGGGCUCGGUGGCCCUCAGUACCCUGAAAGUGAGCACCACCUUGGUGGACAGUACAAAGGGAGAAGCACAAUGCAUUAUCCAAGUGCGCACGCCAUGUGUUUCACAAAUGGCCACUGUAUGAACUUCACCAGUGGCUAUACUCAGCGACUUUGUGAUAGGAUCCCAGAAGACAGCUUUUCUCCAAACAAGAAUACCACUUAUUCUUGCAGCACUGGAGGAAGAAUGCAUCUGGUCUGCCCAAUGAGUAAGACUCCCCACGUGGACCCAAACAAGUCUGGCCAUGAAGUCUGGGAAGAGUUUUCCCUGAGUUUUACCCCUGCGGUGAAGGAAGUGGUGGAGUUUGCCAAGCGCAUCCCAGGUUUCCGGGAUCUCUCCCAGCAUGACCAGGUUAAUCUUCUGAAGGCUGGGACCUUUGAGGUUUUAAUGGUACGAUUUGCAUCUUUGUUUGAUGCAAAGGAACGUACAGUCACCUUCCUGAGUGGAAAGAAGUACAGUGUGGAUGACUUGCAUUCAAUGGGAGCUGGUGAUCUGCUCAACUCAAUGUUUGAGUUUAGUGAGAAACUAAAUGCCCUGCAACUUAGUGAUGAGGAAAUGAGUUUGUUUACAGCGGUUGUCCUGGUAUCUGCUGAUCGCUCCGGAAUAGAAAAUGUCAAUUCUGUGGAGGCACUUCAGGAAACACUAAUCCGUGCAUUAAGGACCUUAAUCAUGAAAAAUCACCCAAAUGAAGCCUCUAUUUUCACAAAACUUCUUUUGAAAUUACCUGACUUGCGUUCCUUAAACAACAUGCACUCUGAAGAACUCUUGGCCUUUAAAGUUCACCCGUAGGCCUUUAGGUCUCAUUUGUACUUGGACUUGCCUCGUGUUAAACUGUUUUGUGCUAAAAUAUGUAUUUAUACAGUUGUACCACUUGUUGGAGAGAGAGAGUUCACAGACUGUGAACAAUCGAUAGCUGUCCCAUAACCAUGCAAUAACGCUUCAGCAGGUGCUUUCAGCUAACAGUGGCACAGCAUUCAGAGUCCUCCAAGAUGUCCAGACCCAGCUGUGCCACACUUCUGCAGAAGAGGUUGCAAUGAGCCGGAGUAAAUAUGGACUGUUCUUUCAUUUAGAAAAAAUAACCACCACUGCCCUCUCAUGUAAACUGAACGCAAAAUAGCUGUGUAUGUGCAUACAGAGCAUGGAAUGGGGUGGGAACAAUCCUGCGCUAAUAGGAAAAUGGAAGAGCUGUUUUAAUUGGUCUUUCACUUAUCUAAUAGAUGUAUGUCAGUGUCUCUUGAUAACUCACUCAUGGAUUCACUGUUGUUAUUCCAUUAAACCCGAUGGAAUGAUUUCAGCCUGCACCAACUCUUCACUGAGCGUGUGUUCAUGCCAUGUGUAUAUAAUAUAAAUAGUUAAGUAAUGAGUGUUUAUGGCUAUAUAAAGUACAGAGUUGUGUGUAUAUAUGUGUAUGUAUAUAAAUAGUUCUAUACAUAAAGUAUACAUAUAAUUUCUUCACAAUAUUUUAAACUGUGAAGGAAUUUAAACUUACAACAGAAGGUGAUCUAUGGAAAGAACCAAAUAGAUGCACUUUGCAUAUUGCUGAACUAAUUAUCUGAGCAUUUCUAAUUUUUAGAAACAUCAAAUUUGCAUUACUAUGCUGUGUUUGUUAAUUUAAAAAAAAAAAAAAAAAAAAAAAAGGAAACAGAGUGGCACCAAAGGGGCAGAGUCAGAUUCAGCUUCCAGAAGGGGUUUGUAGAGAAUCUCAAGUGGAGAUGGUUGGUUGUGGCACUAAUGAGAUUGAUUGUCAAUUGCCACUGAGGUUCUUACAUUCUGAUAAAGGUUAAAGAAGCACUAGGUGCUCUUCAAAAACUUCAGCACAGCCAGAAAGAAACUAUCAGAUGAAUAACAGCAUCUAUCAGAAAAAAAAAAAGUGGGAAAAAUGUAUCCAUGGUUGCGUUUGGGUGUAUGUGUGUUCUGUGACCGUUUAUUUCUUGCAAUACAUCAUUUUGCUGCUUCAUUGCUAAACAAGAAUUGAACACAGAAAUGUGAGAUUCCCCAUGUCUUUUCACAAUUUGGGCUUUGUGGUUCCCAUGCCUGUUCUUCUGGAGCUCUCCAUUGGUGCGUGUGCAUGUGCGUGUGUGUGUAUGUGCAGAGAAGGUGCACUGGAUGGUCUGGAUUUUUUUCUUAAAAAAACACCACAAAAACCAAACAAACAAAUGGGACUUUUUUUGUUGUUUAUGCCAGUAGCAAAUUACAAAGCAGAUCCUUAAGGCUUAAGAUUCUGCUGUUUUUUCCAUGUAGGAAAGCGGCUCUCUAUGGGUUUUCUCCAUUUGUAGCAGAACCUGGCACCAGAAAAGAGAGAUUAAAAGAAGUCAAAGCAGUUGCAUUAAUUAGUUACGUUUAUGUUUUGCUAACGUGGGAAGAAGAUGCUCCAUUACCCUUAUGUUUAGUUAACUUACCUUGGAGGUAGCUCUCUGGGUCUCUAGCGUUUGGUAACACUACUCUGUGGAGGGAGAGACCUCUCGGUUUGUUACUGCGUUUAGAUGUAUGCAGUAGUUUGAGGCCAGGAGCCAGCAAGCCGCCAGACUGCAGAGCUGCUCCUCGCCGUGCCGAAGCAUCUCUUGCACAGCAGCGUGUCGAUGGGAGCCGGCGUGUGCCUGCCGCUGAGCUGGAGGAGAGGCGUUCUGCCUGCCCCUGAGCAUCAGGAGCCAAGCAGGGGAGGGGAGACUUGCACCCUGCCACGGCUCCAGUCACCUUUGGGCUGGGGAUUUCCCCUCGGAAAGUGGUAAGGAGCGUGGGCCAGGGGGCCGAGAGCAGGAGGGGGCAGGUGCUCGAGUAAGAGCUGGGGGAAAUCCAGCGUUAGCCUUGGCUAAGGAGCAGCAGAGCCCACCCUUCCCCUGCUCUGCAGCUGCUGCAGGGAAAGCCAUCCUCCUGCUUCAAGCUACUUUAACCGCUGGAUAAUGGCCCCUUGAUACACAGUUUUGCUAUCCAAAUGUGCUAUCGGGGCAUAGUGUCCUAAUUUCUGUUAACAGUCUGCAUCUUACCAGUAUUAUUUGUUUGAGAGCUUCACUGAAUUAUGCAUUGAACCAUUCAGACUUUAGAAAGGACAGUCACAUGUUUUGUAUUAUUUAGGAGCUGAAGUGACUUCUCUGUAGACCCCAUUUCAAAUGUGGAAAGUACGGUUAACCCUUGGUUGUUUUGGGAGGGAAGGAGGCUUCUUGCAGAGAUUGCCACCCUACAACUGUGUUUUGUUGUGUUUUGUUUUAUUUUGUUUUUCUUCUUAAAACUGUAUUAUUAAGCCUUUAGGAAUGUAUAACCAGGACUGAGUAAUUACUGCUUAUUAAAUUUUUAGUUAGAUUGACCAUGUAUGCCUAUAGAUAGCUAUUCUAAGUUGUGCAAUUUCAUUUGAAAUAAUCUUCCUGUACAUAAUGGAAAAACUCAUAUAACAGAAAAAAAAGCCCCAAACAGAUUGACUGAACAAAAAAGUUGAUUAAAGUACGGUUCAAAAGUGACCCACGUAUUAUAAACUCUAGCUGGACUCUUAGAAGAAAAUCUAAACUCUUCAUGUUAGCUGUGUAUUGUGAGCUCUUCUUUUACUGUGUCACUGGUUAUACACUUGUUAAACGCUGAGAUAAUAGACUUCAUGCCAGGCAUUUGAGUACUGUAGAUUGGGUCAUUGCUGAAAGAUUAAUGUACUGUAUGACUUACUUAAAUGAAAUUUUUAUUCUUGAUUUUAUUCUUGAUUUUGUUCUUGUUUUAAAAGAUUAAAUAUGGGCAUUAUGUCAGCAA
Molecule: messenger RNA, 5948 nt
Organism: Harpia harpyja (harpy eagle)
Lineage: Eukaryota; Metazoa; Chordata; Aves; Accipitriformes; Accipitridae
Gene: NR1D2
Product: nuclear receptor subfamily 1 group D member 2
Exons: 8
Coding region: 1278-3008 (576 amino acids)
Biological process (GO): positive regulation of transcription by RNA polymerase II; hormone-mediated signaling pathway; cell differentiation
Molecular function (GO): zinc ion binding; RNA polymerase II cis-regulatory region sequence-specific DNA binding; nuclear receptor activity
Source: RefSeq, a predicted model, not a curated record